Messenger RNA from Notolabrus celidotus (New Zealand spotty), 2995 nucleotides. RefSeq names its product solute carrier family 5 member 8, like (gene slc5a8l). Gene Ontology annotation, cellular component: membrane. NCBI's taxonomy places the organism in Eukaryota, Metazoa, Chordata, Actinopteri, Labriformes, Labridae. Gene Ontology annotation, molecular function: organic acid:sodium symporter activity. The record is from RefSeq and is a predicted model, not a curated record. Gene Ontology annotation, biological process: propanoate transmembrane transport; sodium ion transport.
CUUCUUGAUAACGAGAAUCACACUCAGCUAUCUGCACCUCAGGCACGCCACCACAUCAAGACCUUUGACAGUCACUGAGAUUAUGGCUGACUUCAGUGUGUUCUUGAUGGAUUAUUAACUAAGUGAACUAAUCUUUAUAGACUCCAAAAACAUCACAGUCGACAAGAUCCCUGCCACUUGAAGGAAGUGUUAGUUAAAGGAUCUUGUUGUUUUUCUAUCAGGCAUACCAGUUGUGGCAAAACAGAGGACUCUAACCCUGAAUUCGUUGGAUGUUUUUCUCUGUUGAAGGUUUAAAAUGACACUUUGGUAACGUACAUUUACAACUGGAUCUAAUACAAGUUGGAGGAAAUUUAAGAGGACAGACCUUCAGCAGAUUACACAAUAGAGAGCUUCUUCUGCUGAAAUAACCAUGGUUGGUACAGGCGGCCCAGUGGCCACUUUCUCUGUGUGGGAUUAUGUGGUGUUUGCUGGAACUAUUAUAGGGGCAGCUGGUAUCGGGCUUUUCCAGGCGAUCAGAGGCCGUAAGGAUUCCAGCAGUGCCGAGUUCCUGCUAGGUGGACGACAAAUGACAGCUGUGCCAGUUGCCAUGUCGCUUACUGCUAGCUUCAUGUCUGGCAUCACAGUCAUUGGUACUCCAGCCGAGUCUUACCGGUUCGGAGCUGCAUUCUGGCUCUUCGGCUUCUCCUACACCAUCAUGUCCUUCAUCACUGCUGAGAUGUUUGUCCCUCUUUUCUACAGACUGGGGAUCACCAGCGCCUACGAGUACCUGGAGUUGCGCUUCAGCCGGCCCAUUCGAAUAAUUGGAACAACCAUGUACAUCGUGCAAACGGCUCUGUACACCGGCUUGGUCAUCUAUGCUCCAGCUCUGGCACUAAAUCAGAUCACAGGACUUGAUCUGUGGGUGCUGGUGGCUACAGGAGCAGUGUGCAUCCUCUACUGCACUUUAGGCGGUCUGAAAGCAGUAAUCUGGACCGACGUGCUGCAGAUGGUGAUCAUGCUGGCAGGUUUUGUGGGUAUCGCCAGAGGAGCCGUACUCCAGGGAGGCCUGACGAAGAUCUGGGAAGAUGCGGGCCAAGGAGGCCGACUCGAGGCGUUCGAUUUUGACCCUGAUCCCCUCAAGCGACACACUUUCUGGACUAUUGUAAUCGGUGGCAGCAUCAUGUGGGUGUCCAUCUACUCCAUCAACCAGUCCCAGGUGCAGCGCUACAUUUCCUGCAAGACUUUGGGACACGGCCAAGAUGUGAGUGAUACCGCAUAGCAUUGCAAACAGUCUUUGUACGUCAACAUGGUAGGCCUGUGGGUAACCGUGAGUCUGGCUGUGUUUUCUGGCCUUGUCAUGUACUAUUACAAGAAUUGUGACCCACUUAAAAACGGUGACGUGACCACCCCUGACCAGCUGCUGCCCUACCUUGUGAUGGACAUUCUGGCGGACUACCCUGGGAUCCCUGGCUUGUUUGUGGCUGCUGCAUACAGUGGGACUCUGAGCACCGUGUCUUCCAGCAUUAACGCCCUCGUUGCUGUCACUGUGGAAGACUUCAUCCUUCCUGUGUGCAAAACUCUCACACAGAAACCAACGUGGAUGAACAUGGGCUUGAGUGUGUUUUUCGGUGCUGUUUGUAUCGGGAUGGCUGGAGUGGCCUCAUCAAUGGGAAGCAUUCUGCAGGCAGCUCUGUCCAUAUUUGGAAUGAUUCAGUGGGCCUCUUCUUGUCUUUACCUAUUAGGCAUGCUUUUUUCCGCACACCAAUUCAGUGGACUUGUGGGAAUGAUCGUCGGACUAGUUUUGACCCUGUGGGUGGGGAUUGGAGGCCAGAUUUACCCACCAACUGCUGACAAGAACCCUCUACCUCUUAGCACCAUGGGCUGCAACAACACAAUGGAUCAGAACUACACAACGAUAGCUCCAUGGACGAGUCCAGGGCCGACACAACCCGAUGUCAGACCAGCUCUGGCAGACUCCUGGUACUCUCUUUCCUACGUCUACCUCUCUCUUUUGGGCAUGCUGACGACAAUGGUGAGUGGCCUGCUUGUGAGCAUGAUCACAGGUGGAUGCAAGCAGGAAAAGAUAAACCCUGAUCUGUUCGUGAAGAAGAGUGAUCUCUUCUGCUUCAACUGGUGUAGUAAAUCAGAGGAACCAGAGGUCAAAGAAAAGGAUCCUAAAGAUUUCUAUAUAGGAGCUGACAACCUGCCGUACAGAGACUUGGGCCUGAUGAAAACAGAUGUUGAAAAAGUCACCAAACUCUAAUGCUCCUAUGACAUUCAGAGAGACUGUUAAAAUGUGUGUACACAGACUGUAAAUGACAAGACGUUAUUAUAUGCAGCUAUAUCCCUGAGGUGCAUUUGAUUUGUUAGAAUACAUAAUUACAACUGAGUGCCAAUUAAUAUGUUUUUAAAAUAUUAAAUUUAGGCAGAAUAUUUUAGAUAUUUUAUUUGUAUUUUUUAAAUUAUGCACAUAAAUCUAGCUAUUAUUAGAAGUAAACUUUACAUUCAUAUAAUAACUCCAAGCUUUUCUUUCUCAUGUUGUUACCUCACCGAGCUUCUCAAACCACAGCUAACUUUUUUUUUUAAAUACCCAGAAUGAAAAUCGAACGUACGUGUCAGUUCAACAUACUCCCAUCGUUAACCUUGUAUUUUUAGCUGCUGAACAAUGAACAAUAGAGGAAAGGCAUUUCACAUAAACACACCUUUUGCUCUGUACUAAUUGAAUUGCUUCCACUUCCUGUUAAGCAGUAAUGUGACAGCACUGUUUUUACACUGAAUGCCCUUUGUUCAUUCGUCCUCCCUGAUAGCGGCUGCUGGCUCUUUAUUCUCCUCCUGAACAUUUAUUGUCCUCCUCAUGUGGACACACAGACAUGUUUGUUAUUCUACCAUAGGUGAUGAUGGUACUGUUGAAGGAACAAUAGCCAUGUGUUUUGGAGUAUUUGUGUACUACUUGAUUAUUUUUGUAUUAAAUUGGCACCUUUUUAUGUACUACCUGUAUAAAUUGUUCACAAAUUCU